Molecule: messenger RNA, 582 nt
Organism: Adineta ricciae
Lineage: Eukaryota; Metazoa; Rotifera; Eurotatoria; Adinetida; Adinetidae
Source: the annotation of a GenBank genome assembly
AUGGCUCAAACUUUAAUCAAAACAAAGCUGAAUUUAAUUCCUUUAAAAUACAAAUCAUGUGCUGUCGUUGUGGGCAAAACAGGAGUUGGUAAAUCAGUAUUGAUAGGUGGUCUCUGCAGAUCAAACGAAAACUUUCGAAACACUGUAGUGCAUGGCGAUGUUACAUUUUGUUUGAUCGAUUCACCUGGAAUCGAUACCUUAAGACAAACGCCCGAGAAUUGGAAUCUACUGCGAAAUGCCCUAACAGCAAAAUGUAUCAAUACAAUAUUUGUGAUUAUUAAAUAUGAUUUCAGUUUAGAACGAAUGCUCGAAGAUUUCAACGAGAUUCGAAGACUAAUGGGGAAAUUUUCUACGAGGUUCGUUGUAAUGGUGUCUCAUUGGGAUGCUGCACAGGAACCGAAUGAAGACUUUAGAAAAAUUUGCAGCUCAUUUGAGAACAUUUGUUCAAAUGUGAUAUUUUACUCGAUGGACAGUCCGAAGAAUGAUUUAGCAGGUUUAAUGUACGGUUGUAUCUGUCAUAUGUCAAGAGAUAAAUUAACAAUAUCCGACGAAGAAUUUUCAAAAUGGAAAGAGCAAUAUUAA